This is a messenger RNA of Lingula anatina, 6228 nucleotides long. Its product is annotated as doublecortin domain-containing protein 1. Gene Ontology annotation, molecular function: microtubule binding. Gene Ontology annotation, cellular component: midbody. Gene Ontology annotation, biological process: intracellular signal transduction; regulation of mitotic cytokinesis. The record is from RefSeq and is a predicted model, not a curated record. Lineage: Eukaryota; Metazoa; Brachiopoda; Lingulata; Lingulida; Lingulidae.
UUGGUUGUGUCUCAACCAAUAGGAUUUCCCACGACUGUCUGUAGUUUAUUGCAAUGGUAGUUAAGGAAAUGAUAUAUUGGUCAUGAUGAGCCAGUGGGAUUUGAUGGAUGUUGGACUAGAUAGCAUAUAAAUCCACUGUUUUACCUGGACAUAGAUAGGGGUUGCUUCUGGUGAUGAUUACCAGGAGAAUAUGCCAUAAGCCUCAUGAGGAACAUAUAAUGUGAGAUAGAGCAUUAUGCUGUCAGUAGUGGUAAAACAUUAAUUCAGCUGUACUGGCAUAGUGAUUUAACCCAUACUCAGAGAAAUAUGAAAGGCAGUGGCUUAAACAGAAAUAGUAGAAAAGUCACAUUUCUUUCACCAGUGGUACUCACAGAAAAUCAGAAGGACCACAGCAAAAAGACCAGCACCAUGCCUGGAGUAACAGGGCGUAGCAAGGGUGGUGGUAGCACUGGCAACCUAGUCAAAGGGAGCAUGGCCAGCUAUGAGGACUUGAUUGUGGCACAGUACUUGGAUGAGAUCAGAAAGUCUCCUCCUUAUACUAAAAAAGGAAGUGAAGUUCCUCCUUCUCCAUACCUCCAGCGCCUUCCAAGCACUCAUAUUGUUCCAACCCCAGGGAAAAUAAAACAGUCUCUGAGUGGUGGGAGAUCCCGCAGCCGCCCAGCAUCAGCCCAUGCUUCCACAGGUUAUAACACUAAAUCCAAGUCUUCAGGCAGAAAACCCAAGAUAGACAUGAAGUUCAUAGCUGAUCUGACCUUGUGGGACCCGGCAACCCCAAGGGAGGAGAGAGGGGGUGGUGAGGGGGAGAAUGGAACAGGGUACAAGAAGAAAAAGAGACCUUAUAGUGCCCCAAUCAGACCAAGGCCAUAUUCAGCCACAUCUUCAACAGGCCGACCAGCAUCAGGAAAAAAAGGGAAAAUUAAGCCUGUGUACAAGAGACAACCCUUUACCAUAGUAGCAACAGCUUUUAAGAAUGGAUCCAGAGAAACUUUUGUUAAUGUGGCAGCACCAACAAUAAAAGAGUUGCUGGAGCAGUGCACAGACAAGCUGGGGCUAACAGCUGCUGCCAGACGUGUCUUCCUGGAUGAUGGGAUAGAAGUGUUCUCACCCAGGGAAAUCCCCAGAGAUGCUGAGAUCUAUAUCUCACAGGGAGAACCUUUUAAAAAUCCUUUUCUUCCACUCAAAAGAAAUAAUAUGAUGAAACAAGGUGCAACUUGGACAAUGAAUGGUUUGGUACUACCACAGGAGGCCAAGCCAGGUCCAACUAAGCCCAAUCUGUCAAAAAGGUUCAGGCAACAACUUGGCAAAAAGAACCGUCGUAUAUUGAUAUUCAAGAAUGGUGUAGGCCAUGAUGGUGGAUAUGAGAUUGUAGCUGACAUGGAUAAUACUCCUGCAUUCAUGCAGGCAUGCACUGGAAAGUUGGACCUGGGCAGCCACGCUAGAGUGCUGUAUGACUGGGAGGGGAAAGAAGUCACAGAUCUCUAUGAAACCCCAUUGAUUGACCAGUGCCUCCAAGCCUGUGCCACACCAGUCCUGGGUCCUCUCUGGGUGUCAAAGGGAGAAGGAUUCAGUCCUAAAGGGCCUUUUGAUUUCAUAUCUGGUCUAUUACAUCAUACUAAGACCAAACUGAGGGAAGCUAAACAUUAUAAGGAACAGCUGGAGAUGGCGAAGAGCAAUCCAGACAAUGUAGAAAUUAGGUCCAUACUUGCAAUGACAGAAAACGAAGUAGAUGAAGCCUUGCAAAUGGUUGAGAGAGAUAUUGAGGAACUGACAGAAGCCAAGCAGAAACUAAAAGCUCAGCUGGAGAAAAUAGAGCCCGACGCAAAAGAAGAAGAGGUACAAGGUGCAGAAUUUAGAAUGGCAAAAACCAUACGAAAACUGGAAGCUUCUGAUAGGUUGGUUGGAGUUCAAGGUAUCAAGUUGAAGGUGUAUGAGAAUGGAACCUAUGAAGAUGAAACAGUGGUCUUUUUCAAUUUGAAAGAAACUUCAAAAGGCAUUGAAGGUCAAAAAGACAAGAUUAUGCAAAGGCUUUUGGACCAGUGUGGUACACUAGGAAGACUGGCCUUCCCCAAGACCCCAGCUAUAAGUUCAAUGCCCAGGAAGCUGUAUGACCAGCAUGGAAAAGUGGUUACAGAUCCAUACGCACUUAAAGAUGACAUGGAGUUGUGGCUGUCUUUUGGAGAAGGCUUCAGGGUUCCAUAUGUAUACUGCCUUCAAGCUAUGUUUGACAAGGUUCAUGGAUUAAACCUGUAUGGGGAGAAAAAUGUGGGUGUCAGAGAGCCACUAAUAGCUGAGGAGAUCCCUAAAGAUGGAGAAUACAGUUACAGCUGGGAGGCCACUGUGGGGUUCCCUCUCUCCUAUGAGUUUACACAGGUGGAUGCUGACAUGAAUGCAGCAGAGAGAGAACAUGCUUUGGAGCAGGUGAAGAACAAUGAGAUCAAUGUCAACUGGGGAUUUCUUCAGCAUAAGGAUAAUCCCAGACUAGUUCUGUUUCCUGAACUUAUGGUUGACAUGAAGAAAAUAUUUGACAGCAAAGAUCUUUGGCCACAAGAGUCACAGACAUGGGUCAUUUCUAAGACUGGCUACAUCUACUGCAAGCCCAUGCCCCAGCUUACACUGGCGGUGACUGACAUGAAACUAGAGGGCACCACAGUCAAUGGGGCUGGCACUGAGAUCCAGGGCUAUGUGGUAGCACUACAGAAAAAGAUGGUGGGAAGUCCAUACCAGCAGUGGGGAUUUACUGCUGAUGGCUAUAUCUACUGUUUAGCCUAUCCAGACUUAGUUCUCACACACCUUGGCGCCACAGGGAUAGAUGAUUCUAUGGUGAACAAUGCUGAGGGAGUCCUGCCAGGACACAAGUUCUAUGUGGCUGUCUCUGAUAAAAUAAAUGGCAAAGAUGCGAGGUUACAGAGAUGGGCCAUCAAGCAAGAGAGAUUUGACAACUUGGGUCAGUGGAAGCAUUCUAAGAUCACCAACCCAGAGUGGAACAAGCGUGCCUACUCCUGGCCUGUCAAUGAAGAUGGGAACUGGAAUGAGGACUUUGACUGGCCCAUGGAGGGAUUCCUCAUCCCAGGGGUACCCCCUUUGAAAACAAAGGAAAAACCACAUGGACAUGUUCCCUUAAGAUUAACUGUGAUGAAAAAUGGAGAAAAAGAAAUGUAUAAAGCUGUACAAGUUGUUGGACCAGAUCUCACUAAUAUGAUGAAGGAUGUGAACAAGACUGCCAUGAAUGGUAAGCGUCCCCACACAGCUCAUAACCACAAGCACAAGAGGACAAGAACAGCUGAUACAGAUGUUGACUCUGUAGAUGGAGAUCCUAAUGUUCACUGCAGAGAUGAUCUUACCCUGUUACAGUUAGAAUUUAUGUUGUUUCUGGAGAGGUGCACCAACCUCAUUGACCUACCAUUUGCUGCCAGACGCCUGUUUGAUGAGAAGGGUAUAGAGCACACCACACUCCAGGGACUUAAGAGGGACCAGCUGGUCUAUGUGUCCUGUGGUGAAGCCUGGAAUGACCCCAAGCUGACCAAAGCUGAGCAACAGAGGCGCUACCUACUGGCCACCUUAGGACAAGAUAUUGCCCAGAUCAGGCAGUAUGUGGCUCUCAGGAAUCCACAAGACUUAGUACUGGCAGUUGACAGUGCCCUGGUCCCCAAUGCCAAGCUGGUGGUCCAGACAUGCUGCCUGACACCAGAGCAAAGACACAGCAUACUGAGUGGAGAGGAAGCCAGGCAGAAACAGCUGAUAGAAGAACAGAGAAAAGAACAGGAGGAGAAAAAGAGACAGAUAGAGGAGAUGCUCCAUGAGAACAGAUCAGCCCAUGAGCGUGCUCACUUAAAAUCAGACCAAAGGUUAGACAGUCUGCGCUGGCCUUGGGAGAGAGUCAACCUCCAUGGCAGCUUUGAUGAUGUCAUCAAUGCUAAUGAUGAUAGCGAUGAACCAGGCUAUACCAGUCCAGAACUCUAUGAAAAAUACAAGCCCAAACCCAAGAGUUCACCACGUAACGUAGGCAUGAAUCUUCAGAAGUUUAAGUUUGAGAAUGGUCACAUCAGCUGUGUUUACAACCCCAACCUGGUCCUGGGGGUAGUGGAGUCUGAGACCAGGGUGGCUGAUGUGGUGCUGGUCAAGAAGAAACCUGAUGAUGCUUACCAGAGAUGGACACUUACUGAUGAUGGGCAUAUUGUAUCCAAGUAUCAUCCUCAGCUCGUUCUAACAAUAGACAUAGAUAAUGAUCCUAGGUUUUUGCGCUCCAAGCACAGUCCCUCAAUGGUACUAACAGUAAACAUGCCAGCUGUACAGAGACAUGAGGCAGAGGAUGCUGCCACUCCGUCCUAUCCUGGGUGUGGUGUGACUCUUCAGCAUAAGAAGAACACAAAGUAUGGCGCAGCAAAUCAGAAGUGGGGAUUCGACCCAGAGCUUGGGUUUUUGUAUGCAUUUAAAACAGACGCAACUGAUAUGGAAAUUACAGCAGCCAACAAGGCUAAUGUUUGCACUUAUGCUGUAAGACAAGGAGAAAGCUUAGAUCAACCGGGCUAUAUUGUAUAUAUGGCUACCAGUAACUCUAAAUCAGAGGAGGUCAUAAUGUGCACUUCCUGUUCUCGUGCAAUGAGAGGUCAACAGAAAGUACGGAGGCUGGAUCGUAAUGUGGACUUUGCUUGUGCGAUGGGAAGUGCAAGGGAAAAGGGACUGAAGCAAGCAGGAAGUUUCCAUUGCCUCAACGGCAAGGUUGACCUGUCAACCUUUGAAGCAGAGAACACCUUAAGUGAGUGGGAGGACCAGUUUGAGAGGCUGCGAGAGGAGCGCAGUGUCAGAGUCAUCGCCAGGGAGAUCAAUGCUGCCAGGUUUAUCAAGCCAGUCAAGAUCUAUGUGUACAGGAAUGGGGAGGGCAGAAUGAAGCCAGGUCAUGUACUAGUAGGCUCCAGCAUUGUAGGGCUGCUUGACCAGUGCACGCAUGCCCUGCAGAUGGCCAAUGCUGCCCGCAGACUGUACACCUCUGAUGGUAUGCUGGUCCUGGAUGUGGAGGACUUGAUUAACUGGGCAGUGGAUGACUACAUGACAAAGAUCAAGGAGAACAUGAAGGAGAAACAAGCCAAGGGAGAAAUAAGACCUGCUCCAGAUGGGAAGGGAAUGCAGAGUGAUGAUGGCACGCUAAAAACAUUGGAACAACAGCGUGAAGCCUCACAAUCCAGUGGCAGCACUAGCACUGUGAUAGUACAUGAGCGUAUGGGACAUGUGCACCUAAAUGGUCAUGUACAUGCUUCAGAUGGUGAAGAAAGCAUUGGUGACCAGAGCAGUGUGUCCAAGCCAAGUGUGAAGAACCCCAGAAAGGGGAGUAUAGACACUGAUUAUCUAGUCCAGAAUCCACCUCUGGAGUUUAUCCUGAGGUACCCCAUUGAGGUGUGGGCAUCAGCAGGAGAGGCUUUUGUUAAACCAGAAGAUGCAGAAGAGAAGUAUCUCCAAGGCAUUCAGAACAGAGAGGAGAGAGCAGCUGUUACAUAUGAGCUGGAGAAAGAGAAACAUGUGCUCAGACAAAUGCAGGGUCGCAGAUUGGAAGAGCUGAACCCUGGAGAGUACAAGCCAACCAGAAGCACACGAAACCCAGUGCUUAUAGAGGGGAACUGGCAGGAACCCACUUUUGAUGAGCAGAGAAAACAUGACAAAGUUCACCAAUUGCAGUCCCAUCUCUCUGAGGUGAAAGCUGCCCAGAAGGAAGUGACCAAGACCAAACCAACCGUGAACAUUUCCAGAAACUUGUAUGCCCAGCCUGUUGUGAAGAGGAUUCUUGUGUUCCCCAAUGGGGAAGACCUGCAGCAUGCCACCUAUGUUUGGGGAGGAAGUAUUGGAGAGAUUCUAGAUGCUUCAGUGUCCAGGCUGAAUUUAAUGAAAGCCGCUAAGUAUCUCUAUACCUUGGAUGGAAAACAGAUAUCGGACUUUGAUGAGAUCAAGAGAGACAUGAUCCUGGCUGUGUCCACAGGGAAAGGGUUCCUGAAGCCCAGAGAUUCUUCAGUCAAUGUGGAAGUCAAAGCAAACUGGGGCAGGGCAAGGAAACAGUAUGGUCCCAAGGCAACUGAAAUAAUGGUGAAACACACCAGGGAUAUGAACAUAGAGGUUGAUCCCUUUGGGCCCCCAGUUUUGGCUACAGACAAUGUAAAGAGCAAUGGACAUACCCAGCAAACAUUUGUGACUGAAAGCCAAGGGCCAUUGCAGUAGAGAAGCAGAGCAGAUUGUGACUUA